AUGGAAUCCAACAACAAUAACAUCGACAAUAACAAGUCAAGGUUGAGGGCAUUGAUCAGUACUGUAUUGCUUGCCAAUAAGUAUGUUAGAUCAGAGGUGUUUAGACAUGUAUCAUUGAUACACAGACAGUUGAACAUCACCAAUGUAUUCAAUUCAUCAGAUAUCUCAUCACUCUAUCAUUAUGUACAAUGUAAUGACACUACCAAGUUCAUCCAUUACUGUGAUCAAUUGGAUAUCACUGUCCAUUCACCCGAAGAGUUGCUCGAUACUGUGAAUGAUGCAUUCAAACAUGCUUUCCAUAGACAGAACAUCACAUUGGUGAAGUAUAUCCUUGAACGAUUCAGACUAGGCAACAACACUACGGUUGAUAAGUUUAAAGACUAUGUCAGAGGGGAGUUGUUCAUGUUCCUACAACGCCAUGCAUCCUCAAUGCAACAUAUCAAGCUCAGUCAAUCAAUGAUUCAUACAUUGUUUGGCUACACACUUUCUUAUGGUGACACCAUCAUCCCUCCAUACGUCCUAGACCUAAUGAUGAGAUCUGCAUUAGUUGAUCAUGAUGACUCUGGCUUGUGCUCGGAGAUCUACCAACAUCAUCCACUACAUACAUUGUCCAAACGUCCAUUGUUUGAAUGGUACGUCUACUUUGGAUAUAUGAUUGCGUCCAAUCCAUGGUUCGCAAGACAUCAAUCUAUGAUCAAUGAUGACUUCCAAGCAUACCUCUUGUCGCCCCCGCCAGCUCCAACUCCAUCGUCAAACGACCCUCCUAGCUACAAUCUCAAUGGACACUUGGCCGAGUUUGCAAUCCGACAACAACUGUAUGACCUACUUAUCAAGAUUGCCAAGCAUACAUCAUCCAUCAAUGCACGCAGUCUAACUGCAAUUGAGCAUCCAAUUACCCUCGACACACUAUUGGCACUCGCGACGAGAAUGAAGUUGACACUAUUCAAUCAACUUGCAGCAGUUGGCGACAUCAGCUUCAUGAAGCAUGUACUACAUCUCAUGCCAGAGUACAUUGAUCAUGUCAAAUCGUUUGAAGUUGGAUCUCAAUCUCAGCACCACAGUCUCUUCAACACCUCAAUGCUCCAAUGCGCGUUGACUGGUGGCCACUAUGAAUGUGCAUGCUACAUCCUGGACAACUUUACUCAAUUCCUUCAACAACUGAAUCCCACCAUCGGAUUCAAUCACAAGUGGCUAGUAACAGGCAUCAACAUGAGGAUCAAUCCCAGCAACACCAAUCACAACCACCAUAACUGGUUGGAGAUGUUCGACAUGUUGGUCAACAAUGUGAAUGUGGAUCACAUCUUUUUUGAUCUGUACAUGAACGCGAUCGUGGCCAAACGAUUAGAUGUGAUUGAUCGUUUGGAACAAUUGAUCGACAACAGCACCAUCACCACAUUGAUCGACAUCAAUCUAACAUUCAACACGGCACUCCAACAACAAUAUGUCGACGCCAUCAAGACAAUCAUACACAAUCGUCCAGGUCAUAAGUUCAAAGGCAUCAAUAUUGAAUACUUUGAUCAAUGUACCUCUGAUGUCCAAGACAUGAUCUUGACAGGUAUUGAUCCUGGAUGUCUUGACUUCCAAUUGGACAAGUCUCCCAAGGCCAAUGUGUCGGCCAGCACCAUUCGCAUGUUGAUCAAACAUCAACAUCAUACACAUUGUUGGAGCAGACUUCUCAAGAGUGCUGAGCUCCAGGACGAGAGGGAGCUGGUGGACAUUCUGGCCAAACAACAUGACGCGACGCCAUAUCAGACAGACCCAUGGCUACUUGGCUAUGAAUUGACUCCUCAAGUAAAUCCAUAUCAUCGACUUCUGGUACCACCCACAUCAUCCGAGUUCCAACAAUACCAAUCAAUCCUCAACAACCUUGGUGUCAUCAAUCCAUCAUCAUGA
Molecule: messenger RNA, 1893 nt
Organism: Acytostelium subglobosum LB1
Lineage: Eukaryota; Evosea; Eumycetozoa; Acytosteliales; Acytosteliaceae
Exons: 3
Coding region: 1-1893 (630 amino acids)
Source: RefSeq, a predicted model, not a curated record